AUGUCCAACCCCAACUGGAAGCAGCUCAACGUUGCGGUCGUCGGCGGCGGCCUCGGCGGCAUGGCGGCGGCGGUUGCGCUCCGCCGCGCUGGUCACAAGGUCUCGAUCUAUGAGCGCCGCGACUUCAAGGUCGAAGUCGGCGCGUCGAUCUCGUGCGCGUACAACGGCGGCCAGUGGCUUCGCGAGUGGGGCGUCGACGUCAAGCGCGGCAAACCUGUCAACCUCAUGAAACUCACCAUGCGGGAUUGGGAGACGGGCAAGAUCCUCAACCAGUACGACCUCGACCAUUACGAGCAGGACUGGGGACUGCCCUACUACAUGUUCCACCGCGUGGACAUGCACGAGAUGCUUCUCGAGUGUGCGACUUCGCCAGACGGCGAGGGCGAACCGGCAACCGUCGUUGUUGACCACAUUGCCAAGACCCUCGACUAUGAGAAUGGUGUGGUGACAUUCGAGAAUGGCGAGGUCAUCAAGGCCGACGUCAUCAUUGGAUCAGACGGUAUUCGCUCCGUUCUCCGUAAGGAGAUUGGCGUCAUUCCUCAAAUGCGUAGUGCGCCACAGACUUGUUACCGCUGCAACGUCAAGAAGUCGGAUAUUGAGAAAUUCGGGCUCAUGGCCGAUGCCGUCGACCCCGCCAUUCAGUUCUGGGGCGGUUUCACAAAGGGCGACAUUAACCGCUACUACAAGAUUGUCAUGUCGCCAUGCUCGGACGGCGAGAUUGUCUCGUUCUACUGCUUCAUGCCUACCGAAAUGACAAACCACACCCAGGAAGGUUUCGUCUUCGAGGAGGUGCCCGUCUCGGACAUUAUGGCCGGCAUGUACAACCGCCUGGACCCUCUGGCCAAGGGCCUGAUCGAGCACUCGAUCGACCGCAUGCCGUGGCGCCUUUACGUUCACCAGCCCUACCCCUACUGGCACAAGGGCAAGACUGUCAUUCUCGGUGACGCUGCUCACCCAAUGAUGCCGCACCAGAGCCAGGGCGCCUGCAUGGCCAUCGAGGACGCCGCGGCUCUCGGCAUCAUCUUUGGCAAGGAGUAUGACUUUGCCAACAACGUUGAGGCUGGUCUCGCGUUCUACGAGCACAUCCGUAAGCCUCGCGCUACCCGCGUACAGGCUGCCUCGGCUCGCGCUACCGAGAACCUCAAUGAGCGUAUUGGCUUCACUUCGCUCUCGGCUCCCGACGCCGCUCUCGCUGCAAAGGAGGGCAAGCUUACCGUCAACGAGAUGAACGAGUACAAGAUGCACGACCACAUCGCCAAGGAGGCCAAGCACUUUAGCAACCUCUUCUCCUCGCCCCAGACCUCGCCCAAGGCUCUGCCGUCCGCCUAA
Molecule: messenger RNA, 1329 nt
Organism: Cutaneotrichosporon cavernicola
Lineage: Eukaryota; Fungi; Basidiomycota; Tremellomycetes; Trichosporonales; Trichosporonaceae
Exons: 2
Coding region: 1-1329 (442 amino acids)
Molecular function (GO): FAD binding; monooxygenase activity
Source: RefSeq, a predicted model, not a curated record